Electrophorus electricus (electric eel) is the source of this 1213-nucleotide messenger RNA. It is a transcript of the gene eif3ha, whose product is annotated as eukaryotic translation initiation factor 3, subunit H, a. The record is from RefSeq and is a predicted model, not a curated record. Gene Ontology annotation, cellular component: eukaryotic translation initiation factor 3 complex; cytoplasm. Gene Ontology annotation, molecular function: metallopeptidase activity; translation initiation factor activity; protein binding. Lineage: Eukaryota; Metazoa; Chordata; Actinopteri; Gymnotiformes; Gymnotidae.
AUGUCCUGUCCUCAUGGCAACUAUGGCCGCACGUAAGGAGCCCGUGGCUCCGGCGCCUUGCUCGCUCGAUUCCCAGGUCAAACGGAUCCAGAUAGAUGGACUGGUGGUGCUGAAGAUCAUCAAGCACUACCAGGAGGAGGGCCAGGGCAGUGAGGUGGUGCAGGGUGUCCUGCUCGGUCUGGUGGUGGACGACCGGCUGGAGAUCACCAACUGCUUCCCCUUCCCCCAGCACACGGAGGACGACGCCGACUUUGACGAAGUUCAGUACCAGAUGGAGAUGAUGAGGAGCCUCCGUCAUGUCAACAUUGACCACCUGCACGUUGGCUGGUACCAGUCCACGUAUUACGGCUCUUUCGUGAGCAGAGCUCUGCUGGACUCCCAGUUCAGCUACCAGCACGCCAUCGAAGAGUCCGUGGUGCUCAUUUAUGAUCCCCUCAAGACGGCGCAAGGCUCACUGUGCCUCAAGGCAUACAGGCUAACACCUAAACUGAUGGAGAUUUGUAAAGAGAAAGACUUCUCCCCAGAGGGGCUGAAGAAGGCGAACAUCGGCUAUGAGCACAUGUUCGAGGAGGUGCCCAUCGUCAUCAAGAACUCCCAUCUGAUGAACGUGCUGAUGUGGGAGCUGGAGGAGAAGAGCACUAUGGCUGACAAACAUGAGCUACUCAGUCUGUCCAGCAGUAACCAUCUGGAGAAGAGUCUGCAGCUGCUGAUGGACCGCGUGGAUGAAAUGAGCCAAGAAAUCGUCAAGUACAACAGCUACUGCCGCAACCUCAGCAAGCAGCAGCAGCAGAAGCACCAGUAUCUGCAGAGGCGGCAGCAGGAGAACGCCCAGCGGCAGAGCCGUGGCGAGCCACCGUUGCCCGAGGAAGACAUCAGCAAGAUGUUCAAGCCGCCGCCGCCGCCUCCGCGCAUGGACACGCUCCUCAUCGCAGGACAAAUCAACAACUACUGUCAGAACGUGAAGGAAUUCACCUCUCAGAAUCUUGGCAAGCUUUUCAUGGCUCAGGCUCUACAGCACCCCAGCAGCUGAGGAGCGUUCACAGAAGAGAGCGAUCUCAAUUUAACCACCCCGACGAGUGUACACUGCCAAACCUGAUGCUUUUUAAUAUCCCAAGUGCAAAUUAAAACACAUUUACAUUGAUCUCAAAGGAGGUCUGCAUAUGUGGUGUUUGUAAUUGGUGCAUCGGUAAUAAAAAUGUGUGCGUCUCAUUGC